Sabethes cyaneus is the source of this 6561-nucleotide messenger RNA. RefSeq lists its product as uncharacterized. The record is from RefSeq and is a predicted model, not a curated record. Bases 1 to 6561 code for a protein of 2186 amino acids. Lineage: Eukaryota; Metazoa; Arthropoda; Insecta; Diptera; Culicidae. Gene Ontology annotation, molecular function: nucleic acid binding. Gene Ontology annotation, biological process: DNA integration. The transcript has a single exon.
AUGGCGAGUCGAAAAACGAGCGACGGUUCCCAGAAGCAACGAUCCCCCGGUGCGAAGGGUAGUUCAACCAAUGUUGGUGGUACGUAUGCGGGCAACGUGAACCAUCCGGAGAUGGCAAAUCAUCCGGAGACGACGAGACAAUUGGAGAGUGUCGUCCAGCUUGAUCCAAAGCUUCAGCUGGUGUCGGCAGUACCGGAAACGGUAGUCCAACCUCCAAGUGAGUCUUAUUCGACGGUCGCACCCCCUCCUAGCCAACAGGUAACCCUUACCGAAAUGGUGAGUACCGCAAAAGGAGCUAUUCCCAAAACUCCCACAGCACAAAUUAGUGCGAAGCAGAAUAAAAAUAAACGCAUAUCAGUCCCUGCCAUCAUUACGACUAAUGCCUUCGUUCGACGAAAUCCCCCACGUCGCGUUCGCGAAACCCGAGUCAGGCAAAACCCCCCGCGUCGCGUUCGCAAAAAUCGAGUCAGUAGUUGCGGAUUAUGCGAUGAUCCCGACAAUAUCAGAAUGGUACAGUGUGACGAAUGCGAUUCGUGGUACCAUUUCUCGUGUGUCGAUGUGAGUCAGUCAGUGGAGGAGAUAAGCUGGUCGUGCCCCAGAUGUGCAAGUGAGUUUUCAAUUAAGACCCCCAGUGCAGUGCAGACAGGAAAAAUUGCCACUGUAAUCCAGGAAAGUACCAAGCAGCUGUCGCAGCACAAUCUACCCCCCAUCGAUGCAGUUUCGGUCAAAUCGACUGGAAAGUCGAGCAAGCGUAGCGAUAAAAAGAGAAUCGAGCUACAAUUGCAGAAACUCAAGGAGGAGAGGAAAUGCCAGUUGCAGUAUUUGGAUCAGAAGUAUAGCCUGCUGCAGGAGUUGGAGGGUGAGACUUCAUCCCAGGCCAGCGAUCCGGAUUCCAUUCUGGAGAAUGCGUCGAAAGUACAGCAGUGGAUUGAUAACACGGAGAAGUGUGGUGAUGAUUCCGGCCUCUCCGAUGCAGAUCCGGAAGACGAACGGGUACCGAACAAAUCACAGGAGCUCCAGGUAGUCAGGUUUCCACCCCAAGCGCCGCAGGUAGGAGCCGUCAACGACGUUGAGAAGGCUCAACAAAUCAACAAUCAGUUGAUUUUCGACCGACGAGGUCCGCCCGUAGUUAAAACGGACAUAUCAUCCAGGAACGUUCAAAGUAACAGGUGUACCCUUCCGCGACCGCAAGUUGGCCUUUCGGAUGCUGAAGGUAUUUCGGCGCUUACAAUCUCCGAGUUGUGGAAACAGUGGUGCGAUAGGUUUCUACCCCCUGUAGACCAGAACAGAACCAUCGACCGACAAAUUCCACCGAUAAAUACACGUGAGGAACCCGCACCAACGCACCGCCCUGAGGUGCCUGCGCCACCUGUGAGCCGGAGCAUUAUCAGAACCUUCGCUGAGGGAGAAUUCAUCCCUGGACAAGGAUCUACUCCAGUCCCUCAAACACAGCGUAGGAAUACACCACCGGCGGUUGGGAUCGAAGGUGAAAACACUGUGUACCUGUUGAAUCGGAGUCAGCUGGCCGCCAGACAGGCCGUUUCAAAAGACUUACCGGACUUUGGCGGAACACCAGAAGACUGGCCACUCUUUUUCUCGAUUUUCAAUUCGUCCACACAGCUCUGUGGAUUCUCGAACGAGGAAAACAUGCUCAGGUUGCGGAAAUGCCUCAAAGGCAAGGCGUUGGACGCUGUCAAGUGCCGUUUGCUCCAUCCAUCGAAUGUGCAUGGAGUGAUGGCCACUCUCAAGAUGUUAUACGGACGGCCAGAGACGAUUAUACAAGCAAUCGUUAAGAAGAUCCGUUCACUGCCGUCUCCUAGCAUCGAAAGGCUGGAUACUGUGAUCCAGUUUGCCCUCAACGUGGAAAAUCUAGUUGCGACAGUCGAAGCCUGUGAGAUAGCAGAUUUUAUGUACAACGCUUCCCUGAGGUACGAGUUGGUGGAAAGGUUGCCGCCGACGUUGAAGCUGGACUGGGCUAAAAGCUCCCGAAGCAAUCCUAAUCCAAACCUUCUGGACUUCAGUUCGUGGCUACGCUCUAUCGCUGAGGAUGCCAGCGCCGUUUCAAUUGCUACGGGCAGUGAUCACCGUCCUAGGAUUUCGAAGAGAGACGGCUACUUGAAUCUUCACUCCGAAGAGGACUACCAGUCGCCGAGAAAGCCGUCGGUCUCUGCAGAGUGCAGUAAGCCUACUUCUAAGGAGCCCGCCAGAGAAUGCGUGGGCUGCAAAGGAAAUUGUUCGACCUUAGCGCAGUGUAAGCGGUUCAAAGAUCUCAGCUAUGACUCGAGGUGGGCAGUUGUACGGGAGUUUAAGGUGUGUCGAAAGUGUCUACGGAGGCAUAACGGUCCAUGCAAGCAAAACAAGGCGUGCGGGGUUGACGGCUGUUCCUUCCUUCACCAUUCACUUCUCCACGACGCAAAAAGGUAUUCAUCGGCUUCAUCUGCUGCUCCGGCCUCAACGCCUCCACAGCACCGCGGGGAUCAAGCUACAAAUAGCUGUAACGUACACCAAUGCCAGUCUGAAAUCCUGUUCAGAAUCGUGCCAGUUGUACUUCACGGGCCUUCGAAGGUAGUGCAAACUUACGCCUUUGUUGACGAUGGAUCAGAACUCACAUUGAUGGAGGACAGUCUGGCCAGAGAACUAGGAGUAGAAGGACCUACGAAGUCCCUAUGUCUCCGAUGGACUGGAGGUACUAACCGAAUGGAAAGCCAGUCGCAAAAGGUAAACUUCUACAUCUCCAGCGUCAUGAAUCCCAUUAAGAAGUUCCAGCUCUCCGAAGUGCACACAGUGGGAAGCUUAGAACUUCGACCGCAAACGUUACGGAUACCUGAGCUGCAGGAAAAGUAUCGUCAUCUGCAAGGCUUGCCGCUGGAAUCAUAUCAAGAGGUCAGCCCGCGACUUCUCAUCGGUCUGGACCACGCAAGCUUGGGCAACGUGAUGAAGUGCCGCGAGGGCAAAUCGAACGAACCAAUAGCAGUCAAGACGCGCCUGGGCUGGAUGAUCUACGGGCGCUGCUCCAGGACAACGAAUGGUGGAAGUCACAUUAAUCACCACAGCAUUCAAAUCUGUCAGUGCGAAUCCAAAUCUGACAAGGAGCUGCAUGAGGCCAUGAAAGAGUACUUUUCACUGGAAAGCCUUGGCAUCAGUAAGCCGAACAAACUACUGCUAUCCAACGAUGACCAAAGAGCGACUGAGCUGCUGCAAACGCUAACACGACGUACGAAUGGACGCUACGAGUCCGGCCUUCUCUGGCGAUAUGACAACGUCCGGCUUCCGGACAGCAGAUCGAUGGCGCUACGACGGUGGGAAUGCCUUGAUCGGCGAAUGCAGAAGGAUGCGAAUCUAGCACUGGCGCUAAACGCGAAAGUGAACGAUUAUUUGGCCAAGGGCUAUAUCAGGAAACUUUCAGCAAAGGAACUAGAGAUGAGACGUGACCGAGUUUGGUACCUUCCGAUGUUUCCUGUAGUCAAUCCCAACAAACCAGGCAAAACAAGGCUUGUUUGGGAUGCGGCAGCGACUUCGUACGGAGUAUCUUUGAAUUCCGUGCUUCUCAAAGGACCCGAUCAGUUGACCUCUCUCCUAUCUGUUCUAGUAAGAUUUCGGGAGUUUCGUGUGGCUGUCUCCGGGGACAUCCGGGAAAUGUUCCAUCAAGUGAGGAUGAGACCGGAGGAUCAGCACUGCCAACGCUUCCUGUGGAAGGAGAAUGAAGCAGACACAGCUCCCAGCACAUAUGUCAUGCAAGUAAUGUCGUUCGGCGCGAGCUGCUCUCCAAGCACUGCUCAGUAUGUAAAAAACACCCACGCGAUGCAAUUUGAGCAGGAGUAUCCAAAAGCCGUCCAUGCCAUUGUUCAUCAGCAUUACGUGGACGACAUGCUGAUCAGUGCUGAGACAGUGGAGAAUGCAAUCCAGCUGGCGACGGAUGUGAAGCGAAUCCACGAAUCUGGCGGGUUUGAAAUACGAAAUUGGGUGUCCAACUCAUCGACGGUAGGUGCUGCGCUAGACGGAGAAGAAACCAAAGAGAAAAACCUGAGCAUGGGAGAUGCAGAUACCACUGAAAAGGUGCUCGGAAUGUGGUGGAAUACUGCAGCGGACUGCUUUACAUACAAGCUGUCUCCCCGCCAUGAAGCUGACCUGCUGUCUGGGCGUAAACGGCCUACAAAACGCGAGGUGCUGAGGACCUUGAUGAUGGUAUUCGACCCGCUGGGGUUGAUCAGUCACUUCCUGAUGUUUCUCCGAAGCCUACUGCAGGAGAUCUGGAGAGCAUCCGUCGACUGGGACGAGCAGAUUCACGAUUCCCACUUUGAAAAGUGGCUCACCUGGCUGCGGGUCCUCCCACGUGUCUCAGAUAUCAAGAUUCCCCGCUGUUACCGGAUUACCACAUCUGCAGAAGGCACCGUGCAAAUGCAUACCCUCGUGGACGCGAGCGAGAAUGGUUUCGCGGCCGUCGUCUAUUUACGUUUCCAGGAAGGAAGUACAGUGGAUGUUGCGCUAGCUGGGGCGAAAACCAGAGUUGCACCGUUGAAAUUUCUUUCUAUACCGCGAUCUGAACUACAGGCUGCCGUUCUAGGAGUCAGACUGGCGGACUCUAUUCUAGGAUCCUUGUCGAUCAAGGUUCAAAAGCGUUAUUUCUGGACAGAUUCCAGGGAAGUCUUAUGCUGGCUGCAUUCGGAUCAUCGGCGCUACAGCCAGUAUGUGGGCGCACGGAUUAGCGAGAUCCUUGAAACGACGGAUCUACGGGAAUGGCGGUGGGUUCCUACUAAGUUGAACGUGGCGGACGAUGGGACCAAAUGGAAGAGUACUCCCGACCUAAGCAACUCUAGCCGAUGGUUCUGUGGACCUGACUUUCUUCGGGAAACAGAAAAUGAAUGGCCGGCAACGCCGCAGUCCAUCGCAGUCACCGAUACAGAGCUUCGACCGCAUCUUCAUCUUCACUUCAAGGUUUUCGAGCCGAUCAUCGACACAAGCCGCUUCAGCAAGUGGUCUAUCCUCCGGAAGACUACGGCGUACGUAUUCCGAGCUAUCAGCAACAUGCAGCGAACAAUGCGAAAGACUUCCAAAGCCUGCGGACCACUCACGCACGACGAGCUGGUCAAGGCCGAAUGCUACCUGUACCAGAUAGCACAAAGGAGCGUGUACGGAGAGGAGCUUGCAAUCCUAUCUAGCCUUCGAGAAUCACAUGGAAAGCAAAUCCCCAAGAACAGCCCUCUGUUCCGCGUCUGUCCGUUUAUGGACGAAAAGGGACUCCUUAGGGUUCGUGGGAGAACCAGCGCUUGCCAGUUCAUCGACAGUAGCAUCGCUAAUCCCAUUAUCCUUCCUCGGGAGCACAGCAUCACCAGGCUCAUCAUGCUGGACGUCCAUCAGCGGUUCCUGCACCAGAACCACGAGACUGUUCUAAAUGAGCUGAAACAACGCUACUACGUUCCUAGAAUGAAAUCCGUCUACAAGUCCGUCCGGAAUAGUUGCCAAACCUGCAAAAACGAACGAGCUCGUCCACAAGCGCCGCUGAUGAGUAAUUUGCCGCCGUCACGCCUUGCAGCCUACAGCAAACCUUUCAACCACAUGGGGGUGGAUUACUUCGGCCCAAUGACAGUUUCCGUUGGCCGUCGAGUGGAAAAACGCUGGGGGGUCUUAGCCACUUGCUUGACUGUACGUGCUAUCCAUCUGGAAGUUGCGCACUCGCUCACAACUGACUCGUGUAUAAUGGCGUUACGUAAUGUGAUGGGCAGGAGGGGGGUGCCGGCCGCUAUAUACAGCGACCGUGGUACGAACUUCGUGGGCGCCAACAGGGAACUACAAACCGCACUCGAAGAAUUGAACCACGAUGAAAUCGUGGCAGAAUUCACCUCACCGCAGACGACUUGGAGCUUCAUCCCCCCCAUGUCUCCUCACAUGGGCGGAUCUUGGGAGAGGUUGAUUCGUACCGUUAAACAGAACCUGGAGAAACUGCUACCAAACCGACUGCCUUCCGAUGAAACGCUGCGAAGUACACUCAUAGAAGUGGAAUACAUAGUGAACUCGAGGCCUUUGACCGAUAUCCCUCUCGAUGAUGAUCAAUCUCCCGUGCUGACACCAAACCACUUCCUCAUCGGAUCAUCGAGUGGUGUGCUUCCAUGGACCUGCUUCGACGACAGCCCUGCCCGGCAGAAACAGAACUGGUGCCUUUCACAGAGCAUCGCGAACCGGUUUUGGAAGCAAUGGUUGCACGAUUAUCUUCCCUCGCUGACCCGUAGAACGAAAUGGUACAAAGAAGUGAAACCAAUCAAGAUCAACGACGUCGUGGUUAUCGUCGAUAACAGGUUUCCUCGAAACUGCUGGCCCAAAGGCCGAGUCAUCGCUACCAAAAUAGCAACCGACGGACAAGUGAGGUGUGCCACAGUACAAACCGUUCAUGGUGUAUACGAGCGACCGGCUGUAAAGCUCGCGGUGCUCGACGUUGGCGUAGGAUGUAAUGCAACUCAGAAGGAUCUUCGAUGCAUUAAAGGGGGGAGUGUUAGUUGCGCAACGUCGACCAGCGUACCUAGUCCACCCCUGGCUGAAUCGAUUGCGAACUGCGGCCGCACCUAG